AUGGCGCCCUGGAACGACGCUGAGUCUGGGCGCCCGCCACUCGCUCCGCGCCUCUUCUCCCGGCUCUCACAAUUGUCAAAGCACUCUUUCCACUCAUCCUCAUUUGAAGCCGACGACGAACGAUCCAGCACCGGCUCGGUGGAAAACUUUGGCAUCAUGAGCCCCGGCCGCAGCAGGAGCAAUAGUGGUAGUGGCAGUAGCAGCUUCGGCGCGAUCCCACCGCGUUAUCCCGGAGACGACACCCGCCCCACCAGUCCCAAGGAGCUCGCCGGUUGGUAUGCAUAUGCAUUUGCCGCCGAAGUCUAUGUAAUCUGUGGAAUCGGCUCUUUUAUCCCAAUAUUACUCGAGAGUCUGGCCAGAGAAAAUGGCGUCCUUCUUUCCGAUCGUAUAUCGCCCUGCGGCUCUAGCUCGGAUAAGAACGGUGGCAACGGCGGGCAGUGCGUCGUCUAUGUGCUCGGUCUAGAGAUCAACACGGCGAGCUUCGCCAUGUAUACGUUUAGCGUGAGCGUCCUGAUCCAGGCGCUCCUGGUUGUCAGUAUCAGCUGCGCCGCCGACCACGGAAACUACCGCAAGAAGCUGCUGCUCGCUUUUGGCUGGAUCGGGAGCAUUGCCGUCAUGCUCUAUAUCUUCGUCUCGAGCAAAUUCUAUCUUUUUGGCGGACUGCUCGCCAUUAUCUCGAACACCUCCUUCGGCGCAUCUUUCGUGCUUCUAAACUCAUUCCUGCCGCUCCUUGUCAGACACCACCCCGAGAUCAUAGACAAGGAAGCCGACCUCAUCCCGAAUGGCCAGGACGUGGAGGAUCACCAAGACCUGGAUGGAGAGACAGCACUGUCCGACUCGACGGCCGCUUUACUGCCACGGAACACACUGGAGGACGGGCACGCUAUCACUCGGGUGCAGACGCGCGAGGAGCUGACCUCGCACGAGCUCACCUUAUCGACGCAGAUAUCUGCCAAGGGGAUCGGGAUAGGCUACAUCGCCGGCCUGUUCCUCCAGUGCAUCGCCAUCUUCAUCCUCAUUCAGAUGAAAAACACGACUUGGUCUCAACGCGUCGUCCUCUUUGUCAUCGGCGUUUGGUGGGCCGUCUUCACCGUCCCGGCCGCCAUGUGGCUCCGUCCCCGACCAGGCCCCCCAUUACCUGCGUCGUCGCGCCACAGCGGCAUCCGCGCCUUCAUCUCCUACACUCUCUACGCCUGGAAGUCCCUGUUCCGCACCAUCCAGCUCGCCCGUCGCCUCGUCGACAUCAUGCUCUUCCUCGGCGGCUGGUUCCUCCUUUCGGACGCCAUCGCCACCACGUCCUCGACCGCCAUUCUCUUCGCCAAGACUCAGCUACACAUGGAGCCCUGGGCACUCGGCAUGAUUAACGUCAUCUCCACCGCCGCCGGCAUCACGGGCGCUUUCUCGUGGUCCUUCAUCUCGCGCCGCCUCCACCUCCAAGCCCACCAGACUAUCCUCGCCUGCAUCGCCCUCUUCGAGAUCAUCCCGCUCUACGGCCUGCUCGGCUACCUGCCUUUCGUCAAAAACUGGGGUGUCUUUGGUCUGCAGCAGCCCUGGGAGAUGUACCCGCUGGCUGCCGUCUACGGCUUCGUCUUGGGCGGCCUGAGCGGAUACUGCCGCUCGCUCUACGGCGAGCUGAUCCCGCCCGGCUCCGAGGCCGCCUUCUACGCGCUGUAUGCCAUCACCGACAAGGGCUCCAGCGUCUUCGGCCCGGCCAUUGUCGGCGCCAUCAUCGACGCCUCGGGCGAGAUCCGCCCUGCCUUCUGGUUCCUCGCGGCUAUCGUCGGCCUACCUGCGCCGCUUAUUUGGUGUAUCGAUGUUGAGAGGGGGCGCAGCGAGGGGGAGAAGCUGGCCGAGAUUAUCGAGGGGUUCAAGGUGACGCGGAGUGCGGAGAGGGAGAGUGAUGAGGAGAGUCGGGCUAUUUUGGACGUUUAUGAUGAGGAGACGGAUCAGUGA
Molecule: messenger RNA, 1953 nt
Organism: Chaetomium fimeti
Lineage: Eukaryota; Fungi; Ascomycota; Sordariomycetes; Sordariales; Chaetomiaceae
Product: autophagy-related protein 22
Exons: 3
Coding region: 1-1953 (650 amino acids)
Biological process (GO): amino acid transmembrane export from vacuole
Source: RefSeq, a predicted model, not a curated record